UCCAGCAGAACGUCAAUCGUCAAGUGACGUCAAGUUUACUUCUGUUGUUAUUUAUUAAAAAAUAUUCAGCUUUUCUGCACUAUUAUGGCAAAAUUUGAUAAUUAGAAAUCAAUAUCAAUAAAAGGAGGAUUAAUUAAAUCGAAAAAAAUCUAUAUUUAAGACUCAAAACAGAUAAAAACUCCAAAAUGCCAGACGAAGAGGAUAUUAGUGCUUCGGUUCGCAUGACGAAUGAUGAUUUUCGAAAAUUAUUAAUGACACCUAGAGCAUCGGCUCCAUCGUCAACGCCAGCAACUGUACCUGGAACACUUCGCGAUGCAAGUGCAAAAACAGCACAAACACCAAAUAUCAGCGGUAAUAAUCGCGGUGAAUUACGUCGAAAGAAAAAAAGUUUUUAUGCCAAACUAAAAAAACAAGAGGAGGAUAAAAUGGCUGAAUUAGCGGAAAAAUAUCGCGACAGAGCAAAGGAACGUCGCUCGGGUGUUAGUCAAGAUUAUCAACCAGAAGAUCCAAUGAAUACAACAAGUGCUUAUCGUGCCGUUGCACCCGAUAUACAAUCGGGAAUGGAUGCUGCCGAACGUCGAAGGGAAAUGAUUCAAAAUUCCAAAUUUUUGGGUGGUGACAUGGAGCAUACUCAUUUGGUGAAAGGAUUGGAUUUUGCCCUUUUACAAAAGGUGCGAAGUGAGAUAAAAAAUAAAGAACUGGAACAGGAGCAAGAAAUGGAGAGACUAGUAAAACCGAAGGAAGCGGCAAAGGAGGAGCAGCAGCAGCAACAACAACAACAACAACAGCAGCAACAACAACAACCAAAGGAAGUGAAGAAAAAAGAGGACGAGAUGCAAUUUAAAACAAAAGUUGGUCGUAAUAUUUACAAAACAAUAAUGACAAUGAGAUCGAAGCAAAUUGAACGUAAUGAACUUUUUAUUCCCGGUCGUAUGGCCUAUGUAAUUGAAUUGGACGAUGAAAAUGUGGAAGUUGACAUUCCAACAACAUUAAUAAGAAGUAAAGCUGAUGUUCCAACUGUUGAUACAACACCAACUUUAACAACAAAUGAUAUUGUUAUUAAUAAAUUAGCGCAAAUUUUGUCCUAUUUACGUCAAGGUAGCCGACAUGGUAAAAAAGGAAAGAAAAAAGGUCGACUUGACGAUAUGAAUGAAAUGGAUAUUGCACCAAAACCACCGCAAGAUGAUAGUAUUUAUGGUGAUAUUGGCGAUUAUGUACCAUCAACGGAGAAAAGUAAUUCCUCACAUCAUCAUAAAUCAAAAAAGAAGACAACAACAUAUUUUGAUAAACCACAUGAUUCUGAAAUGGAAAGUGAUAAACACAAUGUACCAAGAUUACCAAUAGCUCUUGCACAAAAUAUUGUUGGUACAUCGGGACAACAGGCAGAAUUAUCAAAAGCAGGUUCAAUUCUCAGUAAAUUUGCCACAGAACCAGAGGGAUACGCGGAAUGUUAUCCUGGUCUUGAUGAAAUGCAAGACGCAAUUGAUGACUCAGACGAUGAGGUUGAUUAUACAAAAAUGGAUCUUGGUAAUAAAAAAGGACCAAUUGGUAGAUGGGAUUUUGAUACACCGGAAGAAUACAGCGAGUAUAUGAAUAAUAAAGAGGCAUUGCCAAAAGCUGCUUUUCAAUAUGGUGUGAAAAUGGCUGACGGAAGAAGAACAAGAAAAUUCAAUAAGGAGAAAAAUGAAAAAGCCGAAUUGGAUCGCGAAUGGCAGAAAAUUCAAAAUAUUAUGAAUAAACGAAAACCAUCAGGUAGUGCGGACUCUGCGCCAGAGUUCAAAGUUCCAAGAUACUAAGAUUUUAGUAUCGUUUAUACAAUAAAUUAAUUGAAUUAUAAAUAAAUACACGAUUUUUUAAGUAGGAAAAAAUAGUUUAUUUAAAAAAAAAAAUUAUCUUGUAAAAUUAUAAAAUUUCGCAUGUAAUCAAUAAAAAAAAGAGAUAAAAAUCAUUAAA
This is a messenger RNA of Leptopilina boulardi, 1953 nucleotides long. RefSeq names its product protein Red (gene beag). The coding region runs from base 186 to 1796 and encodes 536 amino acids. The transcript has 3 exons. NCBI's taxonomy places the organism in Eukaryota, Metazoa, Arthropoda, Insecta, Hymenoptera, Figitidae. Gene Ontology annotation, cellular component: nucleus. The record is from RefSeq and is a predicted model, not a curated record. Gene Ontology annotation, biological process: mRNA splicing, via spliceosome.